CGUUUCGCCCGUUUGGCGCCGACGGUAGCUCAAACGCAAACCUACGACGGAGGUGUCGCUAUAGCCAGGCAGUACAGGGUCAACGAGCAAAUACGCGUCCCGCGAGUACGGGUCAUAGGGGAGGAUGGCGAACAGCUGGGCGUUAUGACAGUGCCCGAUGCUCUUGCCAGGGCGCGCAUUAACGAACUUGACCUGGUGGAAGUGGCGCCCAACGCUGACCCACCGGUUUGCCGGCUGCUGGAUUACGGGAAGCUGCGCUACCUCACUUCCAAAAAAGAACGCGAAACCCGCAAAUCCCAGAAAAGCAAUGACCUGAAGGAAGUGCGCUUCCGGCCCAACAUCGGCGUUCACGACUUUUACGCUAAAUUGCGCAAAGUUCGCCAGUUCAUCGGAAAUGGUGAUAAAGUUAAACUCACAGUUCGUUUCCGAGGCCGUGAAGCCGUGCAUCAACAGCUCGGCCUAUCGCUUUUGAAACGGGUUGCCGACGACCUGAAAGACGACGUUCGCCUGGAGCACGCCCCCUCUAUGGAGGGUCGUGCCAUGUCGAUGGUUCUCAUUCCGAGUCCCACCAGCACGGUGAAAAGCGAACGCAACGACAACGCAACAGCAGUAACCACGGAAUAG
Messenger RNA from Geodia barretti, 624 nucleotides. Lineage: Eukaryota; Metazoa; Porifera; Demospongiae; Tetractinellida; Geodiidae. The record is from the annotation of a GenBank genome assembly.